This is a messenger RNA of Synchytrium microbalum, 1944 nucleotides long. RefSeq lists its product as uncharacterized. The transcript has 10 exons. NCBI's taxonomy places the organism in Eukaryota, Fungi, Chytridiomycota, Chytridiomycetes, Synchytriales, Synchytriaceae. The coding region runs from base 1 to 1944 and encodes 647 amino acids. The record is from RefSeq and is a predicted model, not a curated record.
AUGCGAUAUCAAAUACCUUGUUGUGUAUUGAAUUGUCGAGUACUGUCUGAAUCACAAGACGAAUUCGAACAGCACUAUAAAGACGUUCAUGGUAUCGUUGCACGUUCGACCCCACAUUAUGAUCAUGAGGACCAUGUGCAAGUCAAGACCAAAGAAUCUGAGGCUACGGAAGAACCUGAGGCAGUCAAGAUGGAAGACUUACAUGAAGACGAUGCCAUCGUGGCUGGAAAAGCACUGCUUGUUCCCAUUUCUACUACUCCUACGAGAUACGAAAUGAAUCUACCGGAUGAUCGUCGCAUUACAGUUGAUCUCUCAUUCAUCAGGUUUGGCAUCAGAGUUGUACUUCGUAUAUUUGGAUCGAGCUCAUGGGUCCGCCUGAAUCAUAGUGCUGCGGCAUCUGAAAUGUUGCAAGCUUGUUUCGAUACCGAACCAUGCAAAAGGGCGUUUCAGAAUUCUCUUGUUGGAGCUGUUUUCUCUGAUGUAAAACAAGCAAUCAUUCAUCAUCCCUUGUGGCCAUGGAGUGUCUUUGCUGAAAGGAGAAGUAUGUCAAACUCAGAGGACGACCUUCUGAAAUGCUGCUGGACGAUGGUUGUGAGCUUUCGAGGUCUUGCCACCAACAACCAUGAGAUCUCUGAUGAUGAUGACGAGCCUUCAAUCUUCACCAGGGCAACUCUUGUGCCUGAAGAAGUACCCACUUCAACAACAAGCCUUCAAAUUAUGCCGCAAGCAGAUUUGAAUGGUCUGCCAGAAUCUUCAGAAGUCAUAUCAGCAAUGGAAUUGGAUGCUGCUCAAAGUGAAGAAGUCCUGGCUGUUCUCUCCAGAGUCUCAGUAUCACGACGCGGCACAUACCGAAGGCGUGGAUCGGGCAGGAUUCGAAAGGUGGUGGUUACCCAUCGAAGAAUCCCACGUCGUCGAGGGCGGAUUAUCCAAGUUAUGGAUUUACUUGAUGUGGUCAGAUCGUUGUGGGAACAGAUCAAGAUAUUCACUGGUUCAAUCAAGAUAUUCAAUGCUGUUCCUGGAUCGAUACCAAACAUUGCUUGCCUGACAGCCCAAGUGAAAACAUGCAAAGUCUGUCUCUCAACUUUGCCAACAUUACGCAUCGGAGACGAGGACGGAGUGGUCCCACAAUCAGAUCUAUUCGUAAAAAACAGGAGGAGAAAUACAAGUGCUGUGAUUAGGUACCGCCAUUCGGAUUCGACGCUACGAACCGUGUUGAUUGAUUGUGGCAAGUCGUUUUAUGAGGCGUGUAUGCAGUGGUUUGUUCGGUAUGGAUUGAGGAAAAUUGAUGCGCUGAUCUUGACUCAUGGACAUGCAGAUGCAAUGAAUGGAUUAGACGAUCUAAGACAGUUUACAAUUGGACCAGAGUCGUAUAGAUGUCAGAGUCAUAUCGAUAUACAUCUUUCCAAGGAAACGAUGAAAGUCGUUGGAGGCGUUUUCCCGUAUCUAGUGGAUAGUGCUAAAGCUACUGGUGGUGGUGAUAUCCCAACAACACAAUUCCACAUAUUUGACCAACAUGGUCCUGCGCCCUUCUCGACAGGAGAAUUAGAAAUUAUUCCAUUCGAAGUUUACCACGGUGUCUAUAACGAUGGCAAGACGCCAUUCAUCUGUAACGGUUUCCGAAUGGGGCCUUUAUCGUACGUCUCGGACGUUUCCUUCAUACCGGAAGAAGCAAUGAACAUUAUGAGAGGCAGUCAGGUCAUCGUUAUUGAUGCUCUCCGGCUUUUUGGAUCACAUAUAUCGCAUUUUGGAGUAGAUGAGGCCAUUGAAGCUCUUUUAAUAUUGAAGCCUAAGGUUGGGUACCUGGUAGGAUUUAGUCAUGCUUCGGAUCAUGAUGAUGUCAAUCAGUAUUUGUCGGCCAAUAAGGCUUUAGCGGAGGCUUGUAUUCAUGUAGAGGCUGCUUAUGAUGGUCAACGUGUAUCGCUUGCAGAUAUACUGAAUAUAUAA